This is a messenger RNA of Diospyros lotus (date-plum), 1214 nucleotides long. RefSeq names its product cysteine proteinase inhibitor 12-like. The coding region runs from base 174 to 950 and encodes 258 amino acids. Gene Ontology annotation, molecular function: cysteine-type endopeptidase inhibitor activity. The transcript is spliced from 4 exons. NCBI's taxonomy places the organism in Eukaryota, Viridiplantae, Streptophyta, Magnoliopsida, Ericales, Ebenaceae. The record is from RefSeq and is a predicted model, not a curated record.
AAACACAUCACUUUGUGCGUGAGCCCUGACUCGGCUAAGCUAGUCGUCUCCUCGCUGAGUGAGCGUCCUUCCCCAGGCGGCCUGGCUGGGCGGUGAAGUUAGCAACCGAAUCUCCAUAAAUACGGUACCAAAAUGUACGCCAAUUUGUACCGAGAGCAUGGUUUCGGAUUAGGAUGAGAGCAAAGCGACGAUUCGUGUCAAAUUCGUCAAUCUCUUGGUGCCACGCCGCUGCCAUUGUUGUUGUACUAAUAGCGAUUGCUUCCUUCGGAUUUGCAAACAGUGAGGAGAAAGGGUUUUGUAUCGGUGAAGAGGGGGAUCUAGCUUCUUGUACGACGCCGAAGAUGGCAUCUCUUGGUGGACUGCAUGAAUCUCAAUCGUCCGGCCACAACAGCGACGAGGUCGACGGCCUCGCCCGAUUCGCUGUCGAACAGCAUAAUAACAAAGAGAAUGCACUCCUAGAAUUUGUGCGGGUGGUGAAGUCACGUCAUCAGGUAGUUUCUGGUACCUUGCACCAUCUAACUAUUGAGGCCAUUGAUGCUGGUAAGAAGAAACUCUAUGAGGCGAAGGUUUGGGUGAAGCCAUGGCUGAACUCCAAAGAAUUGCAAGAAUUCAAUCAUAUUGGUGAUGCUCCUACAUUUACCCCUUCAGAUCUUGGUGUUAAGAAAGAAGGGCAUCCCCAAGGAUGGCGGGCAGUCCCAGCACAUGAUCCUUUAGUGCAGGAUGCUGCACGUCAUGCUGUGAAUACCAUCCAACAAAGGUCCAAUUCAUUGUUGCCUUACGAACUCCAAGAGAUAAGCCACUCACAAGCUGAGGUCACAGACGAGAAUCUAAAGAUUGAUAUGCUUCUCAAACUGAAGAGGGGAGAGAAAGAGGAGAAGUUCAAGGUUGAAGUACACAAGAACAAUGAAGGUACCUUCCGUUUGAAUCAGAUGAAGCCAGAACAUAAUUAACUCGGGAAGUUGCAUACUUUCUUAGUUGGCUCCCUAAACCAUCAAACAUUGAUGUUUUUACUUUCUCGUCCCUAGUAACCGAGAUAUACUGGAUGGCAUAUUAAUCCAUGUGUGCCUGUGUGUGACAUGUUAAUGGAGGUUUGUGCGUGAUUAGUUUUGGGUUGACCCUUGUUAUGAUUACAUCGUAGACUGCUAUAAGCCUAUAACUUGAGAUGGUUUAUUUGGGGAUUCUGGUUCUGGCCUCUGUUAUGGCUUCUUUUUGUU